UCACUAAAGACAAAAAAGAGUAUAAUCCGACCAACCUCCAUCACGUGUAAGCAAGCACGUGCGACUAUCACGUGCAAAUUCUUCUAAAACAUAGCAUAACAUAAUAAUAAUAAUAAUAAAUAAUAUUAAAAAUAAAAAUAAAAAUAAAAAUAAGACCCUGUUUGUUAGUUAGUUAGAGAGAGAGAAAAAGAAAGAAAAAGAGAGAGAAAAAGAAAUGGGUAAGAUAAUGGAGAAGAGGAAGAAGAAGAAGAAAGGUAGACCUUCUCUUUUAGAUCUUCAAAAACGCACUCUCAAAGAACAACAGCAGCGGCAGCAGCAGCAGCAAAGUCAAAAUCCAAACAUUUCUAAAUCAAAAAAUUCAACCCUUAAUUCUUCGCAUAAUUACAAGUCUGCCACUCAAUCUCUCCGUCGUUCCACUCGCCGUAAUCCAACUUCUUCGAAAGAGGAAGAAGAAGGGCGAGACGAAGACGACGAAGAAGAAGAAGAAGAAGAAGAAGACGAUGCCGUUGAAUUAUUGAUUAAUGGGAAGAAGCGGCGAGAGAAGAAGCUUAAGCUGGUGCUUAAAUUGCCUUCCACUUCUUCUUCUCCUCCUCCUCCUCAAAAUUCGCAAGCUGAUUCCGACUCUAAUGGGUCCCAGGAGGACAAGAAAACGAUGUCGCUCAACAGAAAGAGGAAAAUUAAUGCGAUCGGUGAUGGAUCUAUCAGAGAAAAGGGAGAUAAUAGGACUGUUUCAGGUGCAAACCCCACAAAUACAGUACAAGAUUUGGGACCCUCAACGCCUUUACCUGAUGAAAAGCUAUUACUGUUCAUCCUCGAAAGGCUUCAAAAGAAGGAUACGUAUGGUGUAUUCUCUGAACCAGUAGACCCUGACGAGCUUCCAGAUUACCAUGAAGUUAUUGAACAUCCCAUGGAUUUUGGGACUGUUAGGAAGAAGCUCGCUGGUGGGGUUUAUGCAAACUUGGAACAAUUUGAGAAAGAUGUAUUCUUGAUAUGUUCAAAUGCAAUGCAGUACAAUGCCCCAGAUACCAUAUAUUUUAGACAGGCAAGAUCUAUACAAGAGCUGGCGAAAAAGAAUUUUGAAAAUUUAAGGCAAGAUAGUGAUGAUAAUGAACCAGAACCAGAACCUACGGUAGUGAGGAGAGGUAGACCACCAACCAAGAAUUUAAAAAAACCAGUGGGCAGGCCUUCAUUGGACCGCGCUGGUUCAGAAUAUUCCUUGGAUGCAGCAACUCUUGCUACUGGGGGAGAGAGCACCAUCUGGUCCAAUAAUGAUCAUAGAAAGGGACCUCUUGUUUCAGACAAGUCUGGCUUCACAGAUUCAUUAGGACGAUCUCACGGUCCUCGCAGUGAUGCUAACUGGUUGACUGACAACAAAUUUGAGAGGAAUGAAGAAGCUACAGGUUCUGUGCUAAAGGGUAAUUCGAUUAAAUAUGGGAAAAGACAAUUUGGACUUGAUGAGAACAGGCGUAACACAUACAAGCAGUUAUCAGCUGGACGGGAGCCAUCUGUAUUGAUUACUUUUGAUUCAGAGAGAAAGCAGCUAAUGGCUGUAGGGCUUCUGUCAGAGCAUGGUUAUGCAAGGAGCUUAGCUCGAUUUGCUGCAAAUGUUGGCGCAGUUGCUUGGAAAAUUGCUUCAACAAGGAUAGAGAGGUCUUUACCGCCUGGAAUUAAAUUUGGCCCUGGAUGGGUCAGCGAAAAUGACAUCUCACCACAGAGGGCAUUUGUUCUUUCUUCACCCCCUCCAGGUCUUCCAUUACUAUUGCAGCCUCUCUCUCUUCCUGUAAAUACUGCUGCCACAACUUCCAUUGCUGAAUCAAGAGAAAACCUGUCACAAAAACCUGAAAAUAACAUGAUAGAGGACGAGAAGCAGUUGGCUUCUGAGGGACACAUAAGCAAUGCCCUUUCUCCAUCUGCCUCUUCAUCUACAUCCCCUGUGGCAGCUGGUAAACCUGAAUCUUGCGCAGAAAGAGGAGAAGCAGUUGAGAGAUUGAAUUCACAUGAUGGUGCGACAUUGCUGAACUGCAGUGCUAGUAUGAUCAGGCCAAACCCUCCUUUACAGAUUAAUUCAGUGCAUCGCGGCAUGAACAGGUUUAAUGGUACUUAUGGGUUUGACCUUCCAGCCGAGAUGGGAAAACUAGUUGGCACUUCAAUGCCCGCUGGAUUUAACUUUCAGUCACCUCAGAUGAUUGACAAAAUCUUGAAAUCUAAUACUAACUUUGUCCACCCUGCAACAGCAAACAGCCUGAACUCAGAAGGUCCAAAGCUUUCAGAGCAUUCCAGUGCAAUAAAUCCAACUGGUGCACUGCCUAACCCUGGAAAUGAUAUGGAGGUUCCAAGAUAUGAGCUUGAACCUCGACCAUCUUGGCAAGGAUCGUUACAUCUGCCAAAAUCAGAUGCAGGGUUAUCACCACAACAGAAAUCAGAUUCAGUUCCACCUGACCUGAAUGUCAGAUUUCAGUCUCCAGGUUCUCCUAGUUCUAACCGUGUUGAUUCAGCGCAACCGGAUUUAGCAUUGCAGCUCUGAGUACAACUGAAUUAUUAUUAUUAUGGAAAAUGUGCAUUUUAGCCCUUAAGGUUUAGGCCGAUGAGCGAAUUGGCCCUCUAAUCUAUUUUUUGAAACAAAUAACUGAAAAAAAUUAUAUUUUUGUGUCAUCUUGACACUCAAUUAGACAGAAAAAUAAACUGCUUUAACUGUAGAUGAUGUGGCAAUUAUCUUAACCUUUUAUUAGGAGUAGAAUCCACCGUAAGUGCCGCAUCAAUUAAAUAUUUCUUCCUCUUCUUCCUCCUCUCUCUCCAAUGCCAACAACAUUGGAAGAAACUUGUAUAUUUUCUGUGUUUGAGUGGAUUGGUUGAACUAUUUUUAA
Ricinus communis (castor bean) is the source of this 2864-nucleotide messenger RNA. RefSeq names its product bromodomain-containing protein 9. The coding region runs from base 215 to 2524 and encodes 769 amino acids. The transcript has 9 exons. The record is from RefSeq and is a predicted model, not a curated record. Gene Ontology annotation, molecular function: protein binding. Lineage: Eukaryota; Viridiplantae; Streptophyta; Magnoliopsida; Malpighiales; Euphorbiaceae.